AUGCAGCAGGAGCAGCAGCAACAGCAACAACAAUCCUCAACAUCACCGACGCCAGCCACGCCGCUGCCCAUCCUCUACGCCGAGGAUACCCCCUUCUCAGAGUACUCCACCGCCGUCUGGGGCCGCGUCUUCAACGCCCGCCGCGACUUUUCCCGGCGCCCCGCGGCCGUCGUCCAGGCCACGCGCAAAUCCCACGUCGUCGAGGCCGUACAGCUUGCAAACGAAAAGGGGUGGCGCGUGAGCAUCCGGUCGGGAGGCCACUCGUGGGCCGUCUGGUCCGUCCGCGACGAGGCGCUCCUGAUCGACCUCGGCGGGUUCGGCAACGGCGUCGCCAGGAGUGGCAACGAGGAGGGCAUCGCGUACGAUGCCAAGACGGGCGUCGUGAGCGUUGCGCCGGCGAGGACGGGGAGGGAGGUGAAUACGUUUUUGGCGGGCCAGAUUGGGGGGCCCGGGGACGAUAGUGUCGAGGGGAUGGGGAGGUGGUUUCCCGGCGGUCACUGUCCUGAUGUCGGGCUCGGCGGGUUCUUGUUGCAGGGCGGCAUGGGGUGGAAUUGCAAGAACUGGGGCUGGGCGUGCGAGAAUAUCGUCGCCAUUGAUGUCGUUACUGCUGACGCGCGGGAGCUCCGGUGCUCCGAGACGGAGAACGCCGACCUCUUUUGGGCCGCGCGCGGCGCCGGACCGGGCUUCCCUGCCAUCGUCACCCGCUUCCAUCUCCGCACCCGCCCCCUAACGGGCAUGUUCCAGUCCCUCUACUUUUACCCCCUCGACCGCUUCGAGGAGAUUCUGAACUGGGUGAUCAAGGUCUGCCCAAAAGCCUCCCCGGAACUCGAAAUCGUCCUCCUAGCCCUCACACCAUCCGGCCAAACCACCCCGCAAAUCAUGGCAAACUUCCUCUCCGUCUCCCCCAACCCGGAAGCCCUGAUCCCCCUGCACUCCUCCCACCCACCCCGUCCCCUCGCCACCGUCUUCGCCACGCCCACCUCCCUCCCGCAGCAGUACCUCGAGCAGGACGGCGCCAACCCGCCCGCGCACCGCUACAUUGCAGAAAACGCCUACGUCGCCAACGACGCCGACGUACCCGCGGUCCUCAAAAGGGCCUUUACCCAGCUGCCCACCCCGCAGUCCUAUGCCCUCUACUAUUCAAUGAACCCGUGCUCUCGCCGCCUGCAGCAGAUCGCCGGCGAGACCUCCUCCUCCUCCCUCUCCUCACCCCUCUCGACGACCAACGGCACCGCCGCAAAGACGACCAUGCCCGACAUGGCACUCAGCAUGCAAUCAGACCACUACUUUGCCCUCUACACAAUCUACCCGGACGCCGAGGACGACGAGCGGUGCCAGGAGUGGGUGGGCGACGUCAUGGCCGGCAUCGAGAGGCACGCUGCCGGGUCGUACCUGGGCGACGCCGACUUCCGGUACCGCCGCACCAAGUUCUGGGGCGAGGAGCAGGGCAAGAGGCUGAUGGAGGUCCGAAAGGUGUGGGAUCCCAAGGGAAGGAUCGCCGGGUUCCUGGACCCGGAGGACGAGAGCGGCGUUGAGGGGUUGAAGAAUGAGUUUGAGUGGGCGUGA
Colletotrichum orchidophilum is the source of this 1566-nucleotide messenger RNA. RefSeq lists its product as uncharacterized. The transcript is spliced from 4 exons. Gene Ontology annotation, molecular function: FAD binding. NCBI's taxonomy places the organism in Eukaryota, Fungi, Ascomycota, Sordariomycetes, Glomerellales, Glomerellaceae. The record is from RefSeq and is a predicted model, not a curated record. The coding region runs from base 1 to 1566 and encodes 521 amino acids.